Molecule: messenger RNA, 740 nt
Organism: Prunus avium (sweet cherry)
Lineage: Eukaryota; Viridiplantae; Streptophyta; Magnoliopsida; Rosales; Rosaceae
Source: RefSeq, a predicted model, not a curated record
UUAUCGCUAUAUGACAAUUUGACAUACCGAGUUGGUGGAGAUGCUUUAAAAAUUAGAGGAAUAGCUUUGUACGUAUAUAUUUGUGAUGUAAACCUGCUAGCCAAUCACUCAUAGAACUUAAUCACAAAGGAAAUGGCAAAUAAUUCUCUGGAAAUCACACUCCGUCCUUAUAGGCCCUCAGAUGCUGAGGACUUCUUGACGUAUGCCGGUGAUGAAAAGGUAACACAAUUCACUCGUUGGAACACAUUCACCUCUAAGGAAGAAGCACUUUCCUACAUCAAGGAUUUUUGCAUCCCUCACCCUUAUUGCAGAUCCAUCUGCAUCCAUGACCGUUCGAUCGGAUUUCUCUUCAUCAAGCCCAGUGGUGAUGACAAGUGUCGAGCAGAGGUGGGAUACGCGUUAGCUGCUGAGUAUUGGGGACAAGGCAUAGCAACCAGAGCUGUGAAGAUGGCCAUAAGUAAUGGGUUUAAAGAGCUCACUGAUUUGGUCAGAAUGCAAGCUCUGGUUUUGGUGGAGAACAAGGCCUCCCAGAGGGUGUUGGAGAAACUUGGGUUCUACAAGGAAGGCCUCUUGAGGAAGUAUACUUUUCACAAAGGUGUAGUUCAAGAUAGUUUCAUGUAUAGUCUUCUGUCCACUGAUCCUAUGCCUUGAAACUCACCGUUUUCAUGCUAGCUAGCUUAUGUUGAAGCAUUUGCAGUCAGGCUUGUAUGAUAUUGAAUUACAAUUCAGAUAAUUAUCUA